CCCAUGAAAAUAAAGAGACAAAAAAAUUCUAAAAAAAUUGUAAAGUUUUAUAAGCGUAGUUACAACUUUAAGGAACCUUUUCAAGUCUUGUUAGAUGGGACCUUUUGCCAGGCAGCUUUAACAAAUCAGAUAAAUAUCAAAGAACAACUUCCUAAAUAUUUAAAUGGCCAAAUUACGUUUUAUACUACCUCUUGUAUAUUACAUGAAUUAAACAAUCUAGGUAAACCUGUUUAUGGAGCGUUUCAUAUUGCCAAGCAAUAUAAAAUUAAAACAUGUGAUCAUGUAGACAAAUCAAUAGCAGCUAAUAAAUGCUUGUUAAGUAUGGUUAAAAAAGGAAAUCCAUCUCAUUAUUGGAUUGCUUCUCAAGAUCCUGAAAUUACCUCAAAAUUAUCCACUUAUAUUUCUGUACCCCUACUUUAUAUAAGUUAUAAAGCCAUUCAUUUGACCAAACCUAAUGAUUUAACUCAUAAAACUGCUGACAACUUAAUUUCACAGUCAUUACUCAAUCCAUCUUCAUUAUCUAAAAAUGUUAUUAAAGAAUUGUCUGCUCUUGAUAAAUCCCCAAAAGAAACAUCUGCUAAAAAACAAUCAAAGAAAAAUAAAUAUAAAUUAUCGUGAUAUAUUAUUUGCUUCAAAUAAGUAAUAAAUUUAUCAGGCAUAUAUUUUUGUAUAAAUUCUACAUAUGUGAUAAAUUUUAUUAGUCAUGCGUUGUAUAUUUUUUUAAUAAAAUUUGAUCUGACUAAAAUGGAGUACAGUUAUCUAAAUUGUGGGGAGGGGCAGUAGCAUUUACCAUUGGAAGGCAGGAUUGCUAGUAAAAUUCUUAGGUAUGUAGAAGAUGCAGGACUGUGUCAGUAAAAUUCUUGGAGGAAAAUCUGAUUUUUUGGAUUAUUGAACGAACCCCCUUUAUACUUUUGAGGAGAGGGGGUAAUUUUGAUAUUUUUAAAUAUUUGUUACUAGUUUAUUCAUUAGGAAACCCAAAGUAAACUAAACCAUCGUAAUAAAUUAAUAAAAUAUUAUUUAUACAUAUUAUAUAUAAAAAUAG
Molecule: messenger RNA, 1042 nt
Organism: Gordionus sp. m RMFG-2023
Lineage: Eukaryota; Metazoa; Nematomorpha; Gordioida; Chordodea; Parachordodidae
Product: rRNA-processing protein UTP23 homolog
Exons: 3
Coding region: 4-618 (204 amino acids)
Cellular component (GO): small-subunit processome; nucleolus
Molecular function (GO): small ribosomal subunit rRNA binding
Source: RefSeq, a predicted model, not a curated record